CAAUUAUGUCCGGUGUCCAGGCAAGUUUACCUCGUUGUAGUGGAAAAGGAAGAGUUAAGUGUAGUGGUCGGUGGUUGUUCCUUAUGACCUCUUCACCCGUAAUGACAGGGCUGUGGUGUUGAAUUUAACAUUUGGUUUGUUACACUAAAUCAGUUGAAGAUGUCCAUGGACUUUGACAGUGCAGCUUUGCCAACCCAACAUGAAGAUGAAGAGUAUGACAAAGAAGAUUACGAACGAGAACAGGAGCUACACCAGUUGUUGAUGACUGAUCUUCCUGAUGAUAUGUUGGAGGACAGCAGAGACAUUAUUUCUCCAGAGCUGAAUUUCUCCAACUACACUGCUAAUAACAGAGGACAUCAAAUCUGGGAACAGAAGGGAGAUUGGAAUGAUCAUGGAGCAAACAACAGUACAACAGAUGUUUGUUAUUCUGCAGAAAAUCCAGUGCACAAAGGGCAGAGCAGGCAUUUUAUCACAAAUGAAACUGCAGGCCUAUACAAAGUGAAAUAUAACCCUUAUCCUGCUGCUAAUCCACCGGGAGAGUCUUGUAAAAUAGAUAAAAUCCAAAGUACAGGAAACAGAUUGGAGCCAAAGCAGAGCAAAUUCCUCGAUAGUGGAGAAGGUUCCAUGGAAGCUCAUCGAUUUGCACAGUUACAGAUACUUUAUGAUGCACGAGGAAGAAUGAUAGAGGAAAUGCAACAAAAGGGAGAGGAAUGUGCCCGUGAAAUCAGAUAUUUGAAUCAUCAGCUGGCAAUGACUAAAGGGGAAAAAGAAGGUAUCACUAUUAGUUGUCAGGAAUUAAAGAAAUUACUUCAAGAUGCUAAGGAACAUGAAGUUCAACUAGAAGGUCAAAUUAAAGCACUGGAAUCCAGAAUUGAAGACCUGAGUGCAAGUGAAAAAGAGUCACUGAAGAACCAGAAAAUUGCAGAAGCAGCCAUGGAAAGCAUGCAGCAACAGCUAUCAGAACUCAGUCGCUCAGAAUCUCUUACUCGUGCCAGAGAACAGCAUGAAAAUAUUAUUGGUGCGCUUAAAGAAAAACAUGAGGCAAUUAUCUUGACAAUGCAGCAGACACUUGAUGCAACUAGUAUCUCUUUGGAAGAACAGAAAGAGAAUUGUAAACGACUUCAGGAACAAGUAAAGCAGUUGCAACGAGAGCAAGAAGAAGCCAAAGUGGAGAAAGCAGACAUAAUUAAUGGUCUGACAAAAAGUCUAGAGAUGAGCCAGCAACAAUGCAGGGAUUUACUACAAACAGGUUCAAUACAGGAGAUCAGUGAACUUCGAAUCCAACUUCAGCAAGUUCAGUCUGCUAGGAAUGUCAGUGACCAGAUGAAUAAAGCUUUACAGGAAGAACUGACUGACUUGAAAGAACAAAUUGCUCUGUAUGAAUCUGCCGCUAAGAUCAAUGCCAUCAUUAAAGAAGCCCCAGAAGAAUUAGAAGGUCCAUUAUCAGAUUCAUUUGUGGCCCUCUGCAUUAAGAAUGAGAACCUGAAAAUACCCAGGCUACAAAGUUCAAAUGUAAUGUGCCAGGGAGAUUCAGAAAAGACCUUGUGCAAGGAUGAGGUAAUACAAGAAUUGAAGACUGAACUGGAAAGAUCACUAAGUAACAUCAAAGCAAAGCGCCAUCAAGUGACUCAACUUCAGAAUGAAGCUAAAGAAAAUCAAAAACAAAUAGCUGAGCUAAAGAAAAUGUUACAAAAUGCUGAAAAAUUAGCAAGAAGUCAUGAGGUAAGGGCCAUUUCUUUAGAAAAGGAGUUGGAAGCAAUAGGAUCUGCUCCUGAAAAGACUCUUCAAGAUGAAAUUGAGCAACUAACGUGUGAAACUCAGGAUCUACGCAAAGAAAUUGAGGGUAAACAACAAGAAAUUGAAAAACUAACCAGUAGUGAAAAACAAUUUAAAGAAGCAAACCAAGAAUUGUACAAUGAAAUGCGCCAAGUGAUCCAGGAUUUUGAACAGGAUAAGCAAGACGCUAUUGACAGAUGUGAGCGUAUUCAUCAGCAACAUCAUGAGGAUUCCAAAUGUCGACUGAAGCAAGAACUGAUGGAACAGCAUGAACUGGAGAAAGCUCAACUAACUCAGUUAUAUGAACAGCAGCUCACACGAGUUAAUGCUCAACUGGAACAGCUCAAUCAAGAGAUGUCUGGAGUGCAAGAGUGUUACAUUGCCAUCUGUAAAGAAAAAGACUCAUUGGAGAGCCAAUUAAAGAAGGAAAUGUCCCUCAAAUUAACAACAGUGGAACAGGAAUUAAAAAGGACAUUUUUAGCAGAAUUGCAAGAGAAUUUGAAUGGGCUUAAUGAAAAACAUGAGUCUGCAAUGCAAGCUGCAAAACAACAAUGGAUGAGAGAAGAAGAAACCAACAUGAAGUUACAAGUUGAGAACCAAUUAAAGCUAGCCAAAGCACAGUGGCAAGAAGAACAGCAAAAAGUUACAGAAUGUGUGAUACGUGCAGUUGAAACAGAAUGGCGUCUUUGUCUUCAUAAAGCCAUGGAACAGAAGGCUUCUUCAAAGAGAGAGGAAGUUUGUGAAAAUCAGGAAGCAAUUAACACUGAGGUUUAUAUAUGCCAAGAAUUAGAAGCUUGGCCUCCAAGCCAUAAUUUGACAAUGGAGCAGCAAACAAAGGAGGAAAGAAUAACAGCAGUUAAUGAAGCGUUACAAAAAAUUGAACUAGAACUGCAGAAAAAGUAUGAAGAUAACUUGGCCAAACAGGUUGAAAUAGCAUUAACAAAAGCUCAUGACCGUUGGUUGGAAGAAUUGUGUGAUCUGCCUGAGUACAGGGCCAAUUUACAAAUUGAGGAAAUGAAGUGGAAGAGAAAGUAUGAAAAAGAUGUAGCAAUGCAGAUCUCAAUUGCAUUGAAAGAAAAUGAAGAGAAAUGGAAACAAUAUUCUUUGAAAGAAAUUGAUGAAGCAGGAUCUAGUUUUAAAAUUGCUGAACUGCAGGAAAAAAUAGACAUUCUUGAACAUAAAUUAGAACGUCAGAAACAAGAAGCAUCAGCAGCUGCUAAAACUGAACUAGCAAAAGUUCAAGCCCAGUGGAAUAAGGAAAAACAAGAAGAGAUAAACAGAAUUUAUGAAUUAAAUGAAAAUGAUUAUCAAACCUUCUUGGAUGAGCAUAGAAAUAAACUCAAUGAAGUUCUUAAAGCAGCUAAAGAGGACUUUUUGAGGCAGAGGAGUGAGAUUCUUGCACAAAAGGAGACAGAAUUAAACCUAUGCAUCAUCGAGAAACAAAAGGAAUGGUCUGCCCGCCAAGAGGAACAGAUUAGGCAUGAAAAACAGCAGUAUGAAUCUGAGCUUGUUGCUGAAAUUGAGCAUUAUCUGAGACAGAUCUCAAAACAUUUUAUUAUAAAUUCAAACUCUGCAUAUUUCAGAAUAGAAGAACAUUGUAACCCUGUCAAACCCAUCCAUGCACAGACUGACAAAGUGAAGGACCGUCUCCAGAAAGUUUGUACAAAGCUAGUUGAGGACAUCAUAGAGACUCUACACAAAGAGAAUAAAUUAGAUCUACAGAAUGCACUAAUAGAAAUGGAAAAGCAACACAAAGAAUAUAAAACCCAAAAGGAGGCGCAGCUUAGAAAACUUGAGAUGUCAGAACUUCAGAUCAAGCAAGAACUAGAUUAUAUGCGACAUCAGCUUUCUGGAAAGGAAAACUUCAAUCCUGAAUACCAACCAUGUGAUGAACAACAUAGCACACAAGUAAAGCAAUUUCAACAAGAAUGUCACCAACUCAAGAAAAAGCUCGAUAAAAUGGGUCAGCAGCUUCAACUCACUGUUCAAGAACAUAAAAUUUACGUACUAAACCUUAAAGAAGAACAUGAAAGAACAAUAAAGCUCAUGCAAAAUGAAAAGGAUGAACUUCUGAAAAGACUGAAAGAAAACAAAUCAAUCAUCAAUAUAACAAAUACUUGUUUACAGCAGCAAGGCAGUUCUAAAAAUUCAUCUAAGUUGAUCUCUACAAAAGGAUUAGAAGAAAUUCGCCAUCAAUAUCUGACGGCUGUGAACAAAAUUAGAGAAGAUAUGCUGUACUACAUUCAAGAGAGCAAGGUACGAGCAGCUGAAAUGAUUCGUGCAGAAGUAUUAAGAGAACGCCAACAAACUGCACGGAAAAUGCGGAAGUACUAUUUGACUUGUCUCCAUCAACUACUGGCCGAUGGUGGAAACAGUGAAGGUGCUGAAAAGAAGAUAAUGAGUGCUGCUAGCAAAUUGGCUGCAGUAGCCAAAGCUAUAGAAACACCUCUUGUGAAUCGAAAACGUGAUAAAUGUGAAAUCCACAAGGCACAACUUAUGAAGAAGAGUUCAGAACCAACUCGAAAUAUUUCUGAUAACUGUGGAGGGAGUCCAGCAUCAGCACACAUGCUGACAAACCAAAGUGAGAAGUUCUCUUCCAGCAAAGACCGAAUCCAACAAUUCGUACAGAGCACAGCCAGCAAUGCAUCUGUGCCACAAGGUUUGAACAGAUCAUUAUUCAGUGCUACUAUUGAAAAUGGCACAUCAGGUGAACACUUGUCAACUGAUAAACAAGAUAAUGUGCAUAAACUUAAUGCUGGCAUUUCCUCCAAGGAUGCUUCUUCCUUGUCAAAUGAUGCUGUGUCAGAACCAAAGUAUCAUAAAGCUAGUGGUGUAGCCUCUUGUCAAAAUUCAGCCACGUUUCUGACCCUUGCAUCUCUCAACAAAACACAUGUAUUCAGCUCAACUGAUAAUUGUUCUGAUAAAGCACCGUUACAAAGAUUAUGCAGACAAAUGGGGAUCACACCUUUAAAAGAAACUGUUCAUUUGGAAAUGGCAUGCGAUCAUAAUGGUGUCCCAUCUUCAAAGUAUUCCUCAAAAGUGUAUAUCUGUCCUGAAACUUUGACUGGGGCAUCUUCUGACAUUUGUGAAUCCCCUGAGAGAGAUGAAGGUAGUUAUGUUGUUAACUUCGAAGCUGCUAACUGUCGUAAAAUAGGCACUUUCGGUUUUAGGCCGACAGGUAGAAACACUUGUCAUCUAGAUGAUUAUAGCAUGAGUAUUAAAUGUUCUAAGUUAAGUGCUGGGUCUACACCCUCUUCAUAUACAAACAUGCAACAUAAACCAUUUUCUAUGGCAAGUGGUAUUGCACAAUUAUGCCCCUCAGUUUCCUCUGCAGCCUCUGGCAUUAGUUCUUUUUCUGUUGAUGAAAAUGCUUUUUCAGGAUUGCAUAUAGAGCAAGAGCGAGAAGUUUUAAAUCCUGUCCCUACAAUAAAUAAUAGUGCCCAGUUGGGCCCAAGGACAGAAACAUGUGUAUCACAUCUAACUAAAGGCUGUAGUCAAAAGAAGCAUCCUUUAUUCAAGCCACAAAAUACAAACAAUAUUCAACAGGACAGUGGAUUUGAUAGCCCAUUCUUUAAUUUUCGUUAGUCAAAAGCUAUGUCUUACAAAUUUUCUUUUAUGCCACUAAACCUUUUGUGCAGAUAUUUUGAGUAAAUUGCAGCUAUUCUUUGACACUUGAUUUUGCAGGUUAAAUUAUAAUUGAUGUAAAAGGAGUAUAGGCAUUUGACGUGCUGUCAGGUAUUUGAGAAUUUUUUAAAAUCUAUCUUUGCCAUACACAUUAUGAUUUAUAUUUUCUCAAUUUGUAUAUUUGGGUGUUUUUUUGGUAAAAAUGUUUCUUUUAUGAUUCUUUGCUAAUAAAGUGUUCUUUUUUAAUCAG
Messenger RNA from Hypanus sabinus (Atlantic stingray), 5650 nucleotides. RefSeq names its product centrosomal protein 152 (gene cep152). The coding region runs from base 160 to 5361 and encodes 1733 amino acids. Gene Ontology annotation, biological process: centriole replication. The record is from RefSeq and is a predicted model, not a curated record. Gene Ontology annotation, cellular component: centrosome. The transcript has 27 exons. NCBI's taxonomy places the organism in Eukaryota, Metazoa, Chordata, Chondrichthyes, Myliobatiformes, Dasyatidae.